GAUUCUAAGGUGUAAUCAGCUUCUGGGUUUUUUGUGUUUUGGGUUGUUUUCGUUUUAUUUCUUUUUGCAUACAAAUUGUUCUCUACUCCAUUUUCAAACAUUUCUGUCAACAGCUUAUCUUGUCUACUGCCCAGCUGAAAGUAAUGGUUAUAGCCUAAAUUGAUUUCAAGACUAUAAAAUUCUUUGGAUGAGAGUGACAUCUUGAAUUUUUAUGGUUUUGUUUUUUCAACAUAUAUCAAGCCAUCUAUGCUGUAUUUGUAUGAGAAAAUUUAGACGCGGGUGGAGGACCAUUGAGUAUACGUUUUUUAUAUUUGGGCAAGUUGCGGUUGUGGAUGUCUGUUGAAUAUGGUCAUAGCUUUUCUGUCCUUUCUAUUUGGUCAUAUAUUAUGAAUCUUCCUUGUAUUUGGCACCAAACAGUGUCCCACUACAGACCGUGUUUGUAAUGCUUUUCAAGCCUCUUAUAUAAAUAUGAAUCCUUUGAACAGUGAGAGUCAGAUUCUUUUUCCUGCUUCCGUAUAUAAGCACCUGUGUUUCGAAAGAUUGCUGUUCUAAUUCGGGGUUCUAUUCAAAGUUCUUGAUCUUGACACAAUGAAAACAAGGAGAGGAAAGCGUUCUGAGGCCUUUUGGCCUUCCAUUGUUAUGAAGAAGUGGUUAAAUAUACAGCCAAAGGUGUAUGAUUUUAGUGAAGAUGAGGUUGACACGGAAACUGAAAGUGAAGAUGAUGCUUGCUCUCUUAAAGAUUCAAGAGAGCACAUAUGUGAGGAUCAUGCCCGUAAAACUCAGGGGAACCAGUCAGAUUGUGGAACUCGAAUUCCAGAUACACCUACUAUGGGCUAUCAGUUAAGGCACAGGAGAGGGAAAUCAGAAACACUGCGUGCUCAAUACAUAAAUACGAAGGAUGUGAGGGUGACGAUAGGCACUUGGAAUGUUGCUGGAAGAGUUCCUUAUGAAGAUCUUGAUAUUGAUGAUUGGCUUUGUACACAAGAGCCAGCAGAUAUUUACAUUAUUGGCUUCCAAGAGGUAGUCCCUUUGAAUGCUGGGAAUGUGCUGGGAGCAGAGAGUAGUAGGCCAAUUCGAAAAUGGGAGGCAAUCAUCCGCAAAACUCUGAACAAAUCUUCGGAAUCUGAAAGGAAACACAAAAGCUAUAGUGCCCCACCUUCUCCAGUAUUAAGAACUUCUUCUGUUGCUGAUGUACUCGCAGAUGAGAUGGAUGAUCUGCCACUGGGGAUUACUUGCGAGGAAUUUGCCAGUAUUGCAGAUUCUGACUAUAAAGGCGAAGAUUUGAAUAAAGCUAUUGGUAUUGGAAAAAAUUUACAUUUAAGAAGAUUAUAUGGGAUCGAUUGUGACAGUAGACUGGACUGGCCUGAGCAUUCAUUAGAUGCAAAUCCUCAGGUUGUCUCUUCCAAUUCGAAAUUGCGGAGAAUAUUGAGCAGUUCUGCUAGAAUUGGCUUUGAUUGUAUAGAGAAUCCUCCGGUAUUUAGCCCUCAAAAUUUUGCAUUGAAUGGAAGUAGACUAAAAAGAUCGUACCAUAGCUCUGGAAACCUAUUACACUCAGCCUGGAUGGAACAGCAAGAGGAACCUGAAGUUGAUGGUCUAUCUGAAAUAUCUGAUGAGGGUUCUGAUGAGGAAGCUGAUACCUUCUGUGAAGCAUAUAAGGAGCAACUUGAUAAUGGAGUCAUCAGUGGUGCUGUGAAGCGUCGUAAAUAUGUGCGAAUUGUCAGCAAGCAGAUGGUUGGGAUAUACGUAUCAAUUUGGGUGCGUAAGCGGUUGAGGAGACAUAUAAACAAUCUACAGGUCUCUCCCGUUGGAGUUGGCCUUAUGGGCUACAUGGGAAACAAGGGCUCUGUUUCAGUUAGUAUGUCGCUCUUCCAAUCACGGAUGUGCUUUGUUUGUUCGCAUUUGACUUCUGGUCAGAAGGAUGGUGCUGAACAAAGGCGCAACUCUGAUGUAUACGAAAUUAUUCGGCGGACCCGUUUCUCAUCUGUCUUUGAUCAUACAGAUCAACCACAGACCAUUCGUUCUCAUGAUCAGAUAUUCUGGUUCGGGGAUUUGAACUAUCGUCUCAACAUGGUGGAUGCUGAGGUGCGGAAGCUUGUUGCACAGAAGCGAUGGGAUGAACUUAUCAACAGUGAUCAGCUAAGCAAAGAACUAAGCAGUGGGCAUGUUUUUGAUGGAUGGAAAGAGGGGGUAAUAAACUUUCCUCCCACUUACAAGUAUGAAAUAAACACGGAUAGAUACGUUGGUGAGAACCCAAAAGAAGGGGAGAAGAAGAGAUCUCCGGCAUGGUGUGAUCGUAUACUUUGGUUAGGAAAACGCAUGAAACAACUUUCAUACAAGCGAUCAGAAAUAAGGCUGUCAGAUCAUCGGCCAGUUAGUUCCAUGUUCUUGGUUGAAGUUGAAGUGUUGGACCAUUGCAAGCUGCAAAGGGCACUCAAUGUCAGUACUGCAGCAGUACAUCCUGAGAUUUUCCUUGAUGAAGACGGGGAAUUUUUUUAGCAGUUUCCUGGUAUUCAAGCUCGAAUGUGUUUGUGUUUGUGACAAUGUAGAGACUCCACACAGUCAGUAAAAAGAAAAUAGUUUGCAUAUUGUAUACAUCAAUCUUUUUGUCAAA
This is a messenger RNA of Pistacia vera, 2611 nucleotides long. Its product is annotated as type I inositol polyphosphate 5-phosphatase 2. Bases 589 to 2496 code for a protein of 635 amino acids. The record is from RefSeq and is a predicted model, not a curated record. The transcript is spliced from 10 exons. Lineage: Eukaryota; Viridiplantae; Streptophyta; Magnoliopsida; Sapindales; Anacardiaceae. Gene Ontology annotation, biological process: phosphatidylinositol dephosphorylation. Gene Ontology annotation, molecular function: phosphatidylinositol-3,4,5-trisphosphate 5-phosphatase activity; phosphatidylinositol-4,5-bisphosphate 5-phosphatase activity; inositol-polyphosphate 5-phosphatase activity.